Molecule: messenger RNA, 2088 nt
Organism: Phyllostomus hastatus (greater spear-nosed bat)
Lineage: Eukaryota; Metazoa; Chordata; Mammalia; Chiroptera; Phyllostomidae
Gene: CAMK2A
Product: calcium/calmodulin dependent protein kinase II alpha
Exons: 19
Coding region: 172-1641 (489 amino acids)
Biological process (GO): protein phosphorylation
Cellular component (GO): neuron projection; cytoplasm
Molecular function (GO): calcium/calmodulin-dependent protein kinase activity; calmodulin binding; ATP binding
Source: RefSeq, a predicted model, not a curated record
GAGCAGCCACAGUGCCCUGCUCAGAAGCCCGGGGCUCAUCAGUCAAGCUGGUUCUAGGCUCUCACUUGGCAGCACGGGCAGGCGAGUGGCCCCCGGUUCCGGGAGAAGAAUAGCAGUGCCCCCAGCCCUGGUCUUCCAGCCCAGAGCCUCGCCUGCCCGCACCACACCAGGAUGGCCACCAUCACCUGCACCCGCUUCACAGAAGAGUACCAGCUCUUCGAGGAACUGGGAAAGGGAGCCUUCUCGGUCGUGCGCAGGUGUGUGAAGGUGCUGGCUGGCCAGGAGUAUGCUGCCAAGAUCAUCAACACCAAGAAACUCUCGGCCAGAGACCAUCAGAAGCUGGAGCGUGAAGCUCGCAUCUGCCGCCUGCUGAAGCACCCCAACAUCGUCCGGCUCCACGACAGCAUCUCCGAGGAGGGACACCAUUACCUGAUCUUCGACCUGGUCACUGGUGGGGAGCUGUUUGAGGACAUUGUGGCCCGGGAGUACUACAGUGAGGCCGAUGCCAGCCACUGCAUCCAGCAGAUCCUGGAGGCUGUGCUGCACUGCCACCAGAUGGGGGUGGUGCACCGGGACCUGAAGCCGGAGAAUCUGCUGCUGGCCUCCAAGCUCAAGGGCGCCGCGGUGAAGCUGGCAGACUUUGGCCUGGCCAUAGAGGUAGAGGGGGAGCAGCAGGCAUGGUUCGGGUUCGCAGGGACCCCUGGAUACCUCUCUCCGGAAGUGCUGCGCAAGGACCCUUACGGGAAGCCCGUGGACCUGUGGGCCUGCGGGGUCAUCCUGUACAUCCUGCUGGUUGGGUAUCCCCCGUUCUGGGAUGAGGACCAGCACCGCUUGUACCAGCAGAUCAAAGCCGGCGCCUAUGAUUUCCCAUCACCAGAGUGGGACACUGUCACCCCAGAAGCCAAGGAUCUGAUCAAUAAGAUGCUGACCAUCAACCCAUCCAAACGCAUCACGGCCGCCGAGGCCCUCAAGCACCCCUGGAUCUCGCACCGGUCCACUGUGGCCUCCUGCAUGCACAGACAGGAGACCGUGGACUGCCUGAAGAAGUUCAACGCCAGGAGAAAACUCAAGGGAGCGAUCCUCACCACGAUGCUGGCCACCAGGAACUUCUCUGGAGGGAAGAGUGGAGGAAACAAGAAGAAUGAUGGUGUGAAGAAAAGAAAGUCCAGUUCCAGCGUUCAGUUAAUGGAAUCCUCAGAGAGCACCAACACCACCAUUGAGGACGAAGACACCAAAGUGCGGAAACAGGAAAUUAUAAAAGUGACAGAGCAGCUGAUCGAAGCCAUAAGCAAUGGAGAUUUUGAGUCCUACACGAAGAUGUGUGACCCCGGGAUGACAGCCUUCGAACCCGAGGCCCUGGGGAACCUGGUCGAGGGCCUGGACUUCCAUCGAUUCUAUUUUGAAAACCUGUGGUCCCGGAACAGCAAGCCCGUGCACACCACCAUUUUGAACCCCCACAUCCACCUGAUGGGCGACGAGUCGGCCUGCAUCGCCUACAUACGCAUCACGCAGUACCUGGACGCCGGCGGCAUCCCCCGCACGGCCCAGUCCGAGGAGACCCGUGUCUGGCACCGCCGGGACGGCAAAUGGCAGAUCGUCCACUUCCACAGAUCUGGGGCGCCCUCUGUCCUGCCCCACUGAAGGGCCCGGCUGGGGCGCGGUACCGCAGAGAUCUGCUCUUCGUCCUUGGAACGUCGCUGCUGUUUCUCCCGCCUCGGAUUUUGCUGGAAUUCCCCCAGUCACAUCGCCCCCUACCGCCACCGUCACCGUCUCCUUCAUACCUGCAUCAGGAAAACUCGCCCCCCAAAGCCUCCGUGUCUUCAGAGCAAAUGGCCACAUUUCCCCGCCUCCCGCCUGGCACGCUCGGUCUCUGUCCCCAGCCAGGGCAGAGCUUCCUCAGGCCCCGGUGCCCUGCGAGCUGGCCCCCAGGCCCCCCGACCCGGCUGUCCUAGGCCAGCCCAGCUGUGCGUUCACCCAGGGGCUGGGCAGAAGGAGAGGCAGAGUUGGGAGGUCCCUGAUCACUUUCCUUCCAGGGAUCCCCACCGCGCACCCCCCGCCCCCACCCCUCCGGGAAAGGCAGAGGGAACC